UUUCAAAAUUUGGAAUUUUUGCAGUUCAAUAUGCCAAGAUGUUCGUUAAAAGUUACAUUUAUUUACACUACUUGUUUUAUUUUCACUUUUUUGAUAUUUUCUGAACAUAACCAAAAAUUAUCCAAAGACUACUGGGUUGAACAACCGGAUAUUCCAGAAGAAACACGGAAAAAUUAUUCAAUUCAAACUGAAAUGUACGAAGAUCAGUACUGCGUGGGGUAUAAUUUUCUGGAAGGAACAGGAGACUUUCGAGAAGACGGUCUAGAACCUAUCACCCUGGCAUCCCAUGCCACUUCAGAUAUGAUGUUAACUCUGGAAAAAAUGACCUCAAUGUGGGAUGGACCUAUAUCAGUUGGGAUAUUUAUUGAUUUUCACUCUAGUCAAGCUCUGGAGUAUCUCGCAGAAGUGCACAGAUGUGAUGAGGAGUUCAGGAAGAAGAUGACAAUUCACUUUGCAAUCCGUCAGUCAGCAUUCCAACAAACUUGCCCAAAAAUUCAAAUUCCAGCUUCAGACAGAACUUGCUGGAAGUUCAGAGCGGAUCAAUCCUACCUCCGAAGCCAUCUGUCAGGACCCUUCCAACUAUAUCCGAGCAACCUUAUGAGAAAUUUGGCUCGCCAGGGAGCCAAGUCGGAUAUUCAUUUUAUUAUGGAUGCAGAUAUGAUUGUUAGUGAGGGAUUCGCGCGGAAACUCAAAAAAGUGGCAAAUGAGAUGAUCGACGGAAAAAGUAAAAAAGUAUUGGCAAUUCGAAGAUUCGAAUCGGUUAAUGGAACUUAUUUGCCUAGAACUCACUUUGAGUUGAAGCAAUCUAUGGCUUAUUCCAAAACCUUCGAAUUCCACCAUCGCUUCUUCCCACAAGGCCAUCACAUUGAGCAUUUAGAGCAGUGGUUUGAAGUUUCCAAGCAGUCAACUUCAGUGAGCACGAUGGAAAUUCCUUUUGCCGGAUAUGAAUGGGAAGUUCAAGUAAUUCUUCACCGUAACGACCCCUAUAACGCGGCCUAUUUCCCGUCCAGAAUCAAAGUUAUGCACUCUCUGAUUUACGCCCUUUGUCGUGCUGGUUACACGUUUCAUGUUCCGUCACACGUUUUCGAUGUUCAUGAAGGGAUUAAGCAUACUAAUACAAUUUAUUCGAAAGCCACAAUUGCUCAUCAGGAAGCUUAUGCGAUGGACAUAGCCGGAGCCAGAUAUGUCAGAGAAAUGGACGAAAAGUACCCGGACACUUUGGACAAGUGUGGAAGAUUCAAGAUGUAUUAGAAUGUUUUUUUGUCAAAUUUAUUUCCCGUCGAUCUCACUUUUAGCAAAAUAAAUUUUUUAAAAUCAUAA
This is a messenger RNA of Caenorhabditis elegans, 1320 nucleotides long. RefSeq names its product B3GNT1, Beta-1,3-N-acetylGucosamiNylTransferase 1, homolog (gene bgnt-1.2). The transcript is spliced from 9 exons. Lineage: Eukaryota; Metazoa; Nematoda; Chromadorea; Rhabditida; Rhabditidae. The record is from RefSeq and is marked reviewed. Bases 31 to 1251 code for a protein of 406 amino acids.